AUGCCGCUCACGGUCUUGACGGCCGACGAGCAGAUGUUCAAAGACUCUGUCGCGCGCUUUGCAGCCGACGUGAUCGAGCCGAACGCGCGCCACAUGGACGAGACAGGCGCAAUGACGCCGGCGGUGAUCCGCGGCCUGUUUGACAAUGGGCUGCUGGCUGUGCAGAUCCCGGCGGCCUAUGGCGGCGUCGAGGCGUCGUUCAUGAGCCUCAUCUUGACGAUCGAAGAGCUCUCGCGCGCCGACGCGAGCGUGGGACUGCUCUGUGACCUCCAGAACACAGUCGUGAGCAACGUGUUCUGGCGCUACGGCUCGGACGCCCAGCGCGAAGCGUACCUGCCUCGUCUGUCGCGGGACACGGUCGGCAGCUUUUGCCUGACCGAGCCGGACGCCGGGAGCGACGCGUUUGCGCUCAAGACCAAAGCGGACGCGGCUGCGGAUGGCAGCUAUUAUACGCUCAACGGCGAGAAGAUGUGGAUCUCCAACGUCGCGCACGCCGACGUCUUCCUUGUCAUGGCCACAGUGGACUCGUCGUUGGGCUACAAGGGCAUCACGUGCUUUGUCGUGGAGCGAGGCAUGCCGGGCCUAUCGUUUGGGCCGCCAGAGAAGAAGCUCGGACUGAACGCGUCGUCGACGUGCUCCGUGAUCCUCGAAGACGUUAAGGUUCCGCGUGAGAACGUGCUGGGCAACGUGGGCCAGGGCUACGCUAUUGCCAUUGGUCAGCUGAACGAAGGCCGCAUCGGCAUUGCCGCUCAGCAGCUGGGCAUUGCCGAAGGCGCGUACCGCCACGCGAUGCCGUAUCUGUUUGAGCGGAAACAGUUUGGACGCGCGAUUGGGGACUUCCAGGCCAUGCAGCACCAGUACGCGGAACUGGCGCUGGAACUUACAAGCGCUCGCCUCCUCGUGUACAAUGCUGCUCGGCUCAAGGACGCAGGGCUCGAGUUUGUCCAGGCUUCCUGCAUGGCCAAGCUGCACGCGUCGCGCGUGGCGGAGCGGGUAUCCUCGCGAUGUAUCGAGAUGCUGGGCGGCGUCGGGUUCUCGAAACAGUUCCUGGCCGAAAAGUUCUACCGGGACUGCAAGGUUGGCACCAUUUACGGCGGGACGAGCAACGUCCAGCUCAGUACGAUUGCCCGGUUGAUCAAACGAGAGCUCGUCUAG
Hyaloperonospora brassicae is the source of this 1155-nucleotide messenger RNA. The record is from the annotation of a GenBank genome assembly. NCBI's taxonomy places the organism in Eukaryota, Oomycota, Peronosporomycetes, Peronosporales, Peronosporaceae.